Candidozyma duobushaemuli is the source of this 6054-nucleotide messenger RNA. RefSeq names its product Utp20p (gene UTP20). Lineage: Eukaryota; Fungi; Ascomycota; Pichiomycetes; Serinales; Metschnikowiaceae. The record is from RefSeq and is a predicted model, not a curated record. Bases 1 to 6054 code for a protein of 2017 amino acids. Gene Ontology annotation, cellular component: small-subunit processome; nucleolus; 90S preribosome. The transcript has 5 exons.
AUGGCAAAGCAUCAUAACUUCAAAUCUUUUAAGGAGCGUGUCAACGCCCUCAAGAUUCGUCCGUACUCCAAACUUGGAGUGAGAAGCUAUGAAGAUACUACCACUUCUUUCUACUUGGAGACUUUAGCCCACUGGAAAGAGGUCAAUAUAAGCGGUAACUUCACUUCUUGUGUUGAAAGAAUCGAACCGUUUAGCCGAUCCUUAGCCCAAGUGUUACAUCACAAGAACCAGCUUUAUGAUAUACUAGAAUAUCAUAUUUCUCAGCAUGAUAUCCACUCACUUCAACCUUUAUUGGAAAUUUUGACUCAAUUUAUCCAUGACUUAGGUCCUGAAUUUUUAACAUUUUACAAAAGAUUUAUUCAUUUAUUGAUGGAUUUAUGUCUUUCAGUGUCACCGAACGAUUCUCAGAGUAUGAAAAAUUCCGCCAACAUUCUCGAAUGGUGCUUCAACUCGUUAGCAUUUGCGUUUAGGUAUCUCUCUCCUGACAUCUGUGAAGACUUGUGGAACUCAUUCGAGGAUCUCAUACCUCUUUUGAAAGAACAAAAGAAAGCAUACAUAGGUCAAGAUGAUGAGCCGGAAGCGCAAUUCGCCACUUGCUCGACCAUGUUUGCCUUACUUUGGACUUUGCUCGUGAGAAACCUGGAAGCGAACACAGCUGCAAUGUUGCUACUGCAGCUAUGGGAUACAUUACCAUCCACUUUCAGCGUCUUGCAAUUGAGCGUGUUAGAAAUUGUGAAAGACUUGAAACAUGAGGCCCCCUAUCGCUUGAGAUUGACAGACGCUUUCAACAACGAGAUUGAUGAAUCGCAUGAUCUUUUGAAAUUAGCUAUACCUAUCACUUUGAAAGAUAAUAUCCUUGAUCUGAUAGCGACUGCUGUCAAAGACGAGAAAUCUGAGCUCAACGAUAUCAAAUGGAGAUGUAACAUUUUAAGACUUCAAAGUGUGAAGUCCGCUGACGAUCAAAAAGUUGCCUUGAAGUUAAUCAACUCAAUCAAUCAACGCUGGGAUACACCAGAUACCUCUGAGUUAAAUGGUCAGCUUAUAUCAUUUUUCGUGAACUGUCCAGAAGGCGACGACACCAUUCCCUUGGCGAAAGAUCUCACAGACAUGUUACCCAGUCUUAUCAACGUCUGCUGUAAAUCUGAAGUUUUUCUUUCAGCGGUGCAAAACUUUUACAAGUUCUUUGGGGGUCCUUCAUUUGCUGCACCUUUACAGGCGGCGUGUUUAGGAAAUCUUUCAAGCACAAAUAGACGGUUAAGGCUUGAAAGCAUUCAGACACUUCAAAUCCUAUGUCCAGAGCACAAGGAUAUUUUGUCUCAAAUGACGUCAGUUGAUCAGAUUGCUCUAGAAGUUGAAAAUGCCAGUUUAAUGAGAUUGAGAAUUCUGGAGCUCUUCAAGGCGUAUUCAAUGCAUCUGGGUACGAGUCUAAUACAAAUUGGCAUGGCCCAUUUUAUAAUGGGGCUUUUAUGCAAGCAGUAUCAACCUUGCUGGGAAGCUGUUUUCGAUGCUUUAAAAUCGAUGGCAGACUCUGCUUUAGAUGAUUUGCUCAGUCGACUCCUCUAUGAUCAGCUUCUAGCAAAGCCAUCUAUUGAACGACCUUUAAAGUUCGACGAAGAAGAGGCUAAUCAAGGCUCUGACUUCUGGAUUCUUGAAAAUGAUGAUGGCAUUUUCAAAAGUCUUUUCAAGAAGGUGAAUGAUCGUGUCCCUCACUCUACAAAGGAACUCGUUACGAGAAUCAACAAGAUGGGAGUGGUCGAAGAAGUUUCAGAUCAGAUCACAUCUCAAAUGAGAAACAGGUUUUUAAAAUGUCUCAAAGAAGUUCCUAAAAUUGCAUUGGCGGAUGUGGACAGGUCUCUCGAAUUAAUUCAUUGUGUCGUUUAUGACGAAAGUGAAAAUAGUUGGUCUAUGGAAGAGAAGGUUACAGCUCUUGAGUUGGUGAGCUCUAUAAAGGGACGAAUCUCUCGUUGCCUGCGAAUCACCUUGUCAUCGACUCUUAGAGAGGCCAUAGGUUCAAAACAUUCAAAAUUACAAGAAGCAGCAUUGAAAGCUUAUUUGGCUCUUGACACCUCUCUUCUUCGUUAUCGUGAUGAACUUAUGAAUUUGCUUGAUGAUAAGUUGUUUAAGGACGAAGUUUUGAGCCUAUUGGGAGAGACAUCUGAUGAAAGGGUUAAGGAAGAAGACGAAAAAACCGUCAUCCCAUUGAUCCUUCAAUUAUUUUUUGGGAAAAUGCAGACUUCUUCGAAGAAAUCCAAAAAGUUCGGAGCAAGAUUCACUAUUGCAUCAAUUCUCCCAAGUUUGAAACCUCAAUAUGUGACACAUUUCGUCAGUCACAUGAGCAGCAAAAUACCAUUUCAGACGUAUUUUGCAGCUGCCAGCUCACCGGAAGACUAUUUCGAUAAUAUCAAAAUAAUGACCGGUUUCGUGAAUAUGCUUAGCGAAGUUUACGAUGCUUUGGGAUACAAGGAAGAUUUGCAGUACAUCAAAUUUCUUGCUAUGCUUGUGGACUCCUUACUCAGUAACCUUCCUCGGAUUCUAGAAAGCUCCAAGAAUAGAGAUGUAUUGUCAAGAUGUGCCACGCUUCUAUUACUUUUGGUCGAGGGUCAAUUUUUGAGUCAAGAAUACGACAAAACGAUGUUUAUUCAUGCGUCUUGCAAGGCUUUGCAAAAAUCAUCCUUUUUCGUACGUUCUGAGGAUAAAGUCAGCUUAUUAAUAUCUAUAGCGCUGAUGAUGGAGUCUAUGGCUUGUGAUGAAAAGGUGGAAUAUGAGCUUACUCUAAUGAGCUCCAAGAUGCUCCGAUUCUCGAAGGAUUCAAGAAUUCGCAAAAGCAUCACAAAAGUUUUCGAUGCGUACUCAAUACUAAGACCGGACUUCAGGAAAACGGUUGAGAUUCUUGAUCAUCUUAAUGCGUCACAAUCACAAUCUGGUGACUACGAUUUUUCUAGAAUACUAGAUGGAUUUGACCUCAUAGACGAGACAUUUUUUACGCACUCUAGCCUGAUGGGAUGGAAGUUGGCUCUUUCUUCCUGCCUUUUUUUUAUGGACAACGAGGAUGAGAGUGUUCUAAGAUCGAAUGCUACUCAUGCAAUCAAAAAGUUUGCAGAAUUUCAUUCAAGAGCAGAAACGGACUCCAAUAAGACGGCUUUUCGAGAAGUCUUUGAUGAAUUGAUCAAUCCGGCGAUCUGUCACGGGUUGCUGAAUCCGACUGAUGAUGUAAGAAGCUCCUAUAUCGAGGUUCUCGCUGACUUGGCUCGUUUCAAGGAUUUUGUUAUUCGCAAAGAACACUUGCAGAAUGGGUCGAAGUUUUUGCAAGGGUUUCCUCAACAUGAUGAAGAAUUCAACAAUUUUGUUGUCAAUCUGGUCGUGCAACCUAUUAGAAAAACUCUUUCGAUUCGAAAUGACUCAACGAUAUGCAUGAGGCUUCCGCUUCUCGAGGCUUGUGUGGUUGCUCUCCUCAUGACACCAUCCCAAAUUGUCCUGAGUGAACUCCCUGGCAUUCUCAUCAGUACAUGUCAGGUGCUACGAUCAAAAUCGCAAGAGUUGAGGGACCACGCCAGAAAAGCGCUUUGCAAGGCUUCAAAUCAUUUGGGUGCAACAUACUUACGAUAUCUCCUUCGCGAGCUUCGUGGAGCGCUUUCUCGUGGAUCUCAAAUACACGUGCUUAGUUAUACGUUGAAUUCCAUAUUGAGAGAGGUUUGCUGCACUGCCAAAUAUGGGGACAUUGAUGAAAGUGCUCGAAUCGUUGUGGACAUUGUCAUGGAGGAUGUAUUUGGGGCGGCGGGUAAGGAGAAAGAUGCUGAAGGAUAUCACAGUAAAAUGAUUGAAGUCAAAGCAAAGAAAAGUUUUGAUACGAUUGAGCUUUUAUGUUCCAAAUUGAGUUUUGACGCAUUCGAUAGUAUUCUCGACCCAAUGAAGGAGCUUCUUGAUCAAGCAUUACCAAGCAAGACCGAACGAGCAAUCGAGGAGUGUUUCAGGCGAAUUUGCCUAGGAAUUCUCGCGAAUGAGCGAGCAGAUUCAACUGAUGUUUUGUUGUUAUGCUAUAAAAUCCACAAAUCAUCACUGGACGUCAAGAGCGCAAAUCAAUGCAAGACGCCAAAGCGGGACGAGUCACAUUUCUUGGUCGAUAUCAAUUCUAAGUCGAGGAUGAACAAUGCAAAUGAGUUCCAGCGUUCUCAAUAUUUGCAAAGACUAUCGUUUGAGAUUUUGAGAUCCGUUAUUGGGAAACAUCGUCAACUCCUCAGCGUUGCAAACAUUGAUGGCUUCAUUCCGCUCCUUUCAACAAGUUUGAACUCAUCUAAUGAGCCAUUGGUUGCGACUGUUUUGCGUGUGGUUGUGCUUCUUAUUAAGUUAGAAUUUCCUCCAAGUCGUGACGAUGUGUUUGAAGGAAUCUGCGAAAAAGCGAUCGAGAUUGUGCUUGAAAGCCAGUCCACAGCAGAGGAAUUAAGCCAGCUCUCUCUCAAGUACAUUGCCACUGUUGUAAAACAUUGGAAGAGUGAAUGCUGCUCCAAAGAAGCAAUUUGUGCGCUUCUUCUCAAGAUUACACCAGAUCUUGAAGAUCCCGAAAAGCAAAGCUCCGCGUUUAACUUUGUGAAGGCAGUGAUUACGAGAAGAAUACAGAUCCCAGAAGUCUACGAUGUCAUGGAUAAAAUUUUGCGCAUCAUGGUCGUCAAUCAUUUUCAAGAGAUACGUGACAUUGCAAGGGGUUUGUACUUUAAGUUUAUGCUUUUGUACGAUCAAGGUCAAAAGCGAAUGGAGGCGUCUUUCAAGUUUUUGAUGGACAAUUUGAAGUAUCCCACACCUAGUGGAAGACAAUCUGUGAUGGAGUUGAUGCAUUCGAUCCUACUCAAAUCGAAUACCUCAAUAGUUGACAAAAAUGCUUCCAGUUUUUUCGUUGGUUUAGCUAAUCUCAUGGUUUCAGAUGAACAGGAGAAAUGUCGAGAGAUGGCAACAAUUUUGUUAGGUCAAUUACUUGAGAAGGCUAGCCCUGACAAGUUGAAAGUCUUCGAACACUUGAUAGAUACCUGGUUACACAACCAAGACAAAAAUGUUUUACGCAGAUGUGGACUACUAUCUUAUAAAUGUUAUAUCUCCAAAUUUGGUAUGGAGAGAAAUGAAAUUUUGAACUCGUCUGCAUCAGAAGUUAUCGAGUUGUUUUUGCUGUUUGCGCAAACGCUGAACUCAUCAGAGGGGCGCUGGGAAGAUAUUUUCUCAGCACUUAAUGUUCUGAGUCACAUCAUCGGCAUCACGAGUAAGAAUUACUGGGAAAAGAAGACAAAAUUCUGGGACCUAGUUUGUCAAUGUUUGCUCUACCCGCAUUCGUGGAUCAGGCUUCUUAGCUCCAAACUUCUCGGGACAUACGUGGAUUGGGCAACAGAAUCUUCAUCGGAUAAGAAUAAUGAGUUUUUACAGCUCGUUUCGCAUCGUUCUAUAAGACAACUUGCAGCGCCGGGGCUUCCUGACUCGUUAGGGAAAGCUUCUGUUCAUAACAUUUUGAAAAUUUUCAGUUUUUUUGAAGACAAUGAUGUGUUAUAUGUGUCUGAUACUAGCAUGACAGAUGCGAAUGAUAGGGAAAAGUUCCAGCAUAACUUUGCUGCUGAUAUAAUAUCUGAUCGAAUCAAUUACUUACUUCGCAGAUGUGUAUCGAGUGAAUUCGGAUUGAGCUCAAGAAAAGCGAUUUUAACGUUGACGACAACGCUUAUUGGAAAGUUGACCGGAGAAAGACUUCAGAAUUUUGUUCAACAAGUCAUUACAACGUUAUUGGGAGUCGAUGAGUAUUUGUUCGCUGAGGAUACGAUGUUCCAAGAAUAUUCCCGGGAGUGCUUCAGGAUUGCAGAAAAAAACCUUGGUACAAAAUUGUACAGUAAAGUCUUCGCUACAGCGAAAGCUGAAAUUUCCACCCGCCGGGCGAAGCGGAAGGCUGAAAGGGCGCAACUCAUGUUAGAUAAUCCGACUAAAGCAUCAGAGAAGAAGAUGAAGAAACAUGCCAGAUUCAGAGAAAAGAGGAAAGAUAACAAGGAUGAGAAUGGAUAUUACAAACAGAAACGGAGGAAAGUCUAA